AUGCGCAAGUGCUUCAGCACAUGCGCGCGAGUCUUCAGCCAUGAGAAUCCCCUAGGUCUCCCACGCUCCUCCGCGUCCUCUCGCUUGACCAAAAGUCCCUCUUCUACUACUCCUCCUCCCCAACUCCCCCGACUUCAACGCGGGCUCCCUCCCAAACGGCGCAUCCCACAUGUCUCGCACACGAUCGCCGUGUCCAGCGCCAAAGGCGGCGUCGGCAAAUCCACGCUGGCCGUCAACCUCGCGCUGGCAUUCUCGCGCCACGGGCUCCGCACGGGGAUUCUCGACACGGACAUCUUCGGGCCCUCAAUCCCGACGCUUCUCAACCUGGACAACAACGUCACCUCCAACACCGACGACAAAGCCGACGGUGAUGGUGGUCUCCUCAUCAAAGUCACCCCAACCAAUCACCUCGUCCCACUGACCAGCUACGGGAUCAAGAGCAUGAGCAUGGGCUAUUUACUGUCCGACGAGUCGUCGCCCGUGGCCUGGCGCGGGCUGAUGGUCAUGAAAGCGCUCCAGCAGCUUCUGUGGGAAGUGGACUGGGGCCAGGGGGGAAUUGGAUUGGAUGUCCUCGUUCUCGAUAUGCCGCCGGGCACGGGCGACACGCAGCUGACGAUCGGGCAGCAGGUCGAGCUGGACGGGGCGGUGGUGGUGUCGACGCCGCAGGACAUAGCGCUCAAAGACGCCGUCAAGGGUCUGGAGAUGUUUCGCAAGAUGAAGAUCCCCGUGCUGGGCGUCGUGCAGAACAUGAGUGUUUUUGUGUGUCCGCAUUGUGGGACCGAGACGAGGAUCUUUGCUCAUGGUCAGGAACAAAACCAGAGUGAAAGUCAAGAUCAAAACCAGAGUGAAGGUCACGGUCACACUCAUGAUCCCUUGACUCAAGCUAGUAGCGGUGGUCUACAGUACGAAGCUGGGAAACGGGACAUUGAAUUCCUCGGCGAUGUCCCUCUCGACCCUAAGAUCUGCGCAGAUGCUGAUCGCGGUAUGCCUACCAUCGUCGCUGAAGAGGCCGCUGGGGUCAAGGUCAAUUCGGUCUACUACGAACGAAUUGCUGAGACGGUUGCGAAAAAGAUCGGACUGGAGUGGACUUGA
Molecule: messenger RNA, 1092 nt
Organism: Capronia coronata CBS 617.96
Lineage: Eukaryota; Fungi; Ascomycota; Eurotiomycetes; Chaetothyriales; Herpotrichiellaceae
Exons: 2
Coding region: 1-1092 (363 amino acids)
Biological process (GO): mitochondrial respiratory chain complex I assembly; iron-sulfur cluster assembly
Cellular component (GO): mitochondrion
Molecular function (GO): ATP binding; ATP-dependent FeS chaperone activity; 4 iron, 4 sulfur cluster binding
Source: RefSeq, a predicted model, not a curated record